UCGGCCGUCUCCGAGCGCCCUCCGCCGGUCACCGUAACCUCGGCCGGGCCCACGAGGCCUCCCCGGCCGCCCCGGGCCCCGUGGGCGGGGGCUGGGCCGGCCGCCUCCCGCCCAGCCGGGGCUCCCCGCACAGCUUCCUUCGGCGCCGCUCCCGCCUCCCGCGGCCGGCGGCAGCACCGGGGCUCGGGACGUGGCCCCGCAGCCCGCGAGCAGCGUCCCUGGCGGCAGACGGGCGCGGGGCCGCGCCGCCAUGGGCGCCGCUCGCCUCUACCAGCGGCGGCUGCUGCUGCUGCUGCUGGCCUGGGCGCUCUGCUUCGCCGGGGGGCUCCGCUCCGCGCAGCGGCGCUGGCCGGUGCCUUACAGGCGCUUUGAUUACCGUCCAAAAACUGAUCCUUACUGCCAAGCUCGUUAUACUUUCUGUCCCACUGGCUCUGCCAUUCCACUUAUGAAAGAGAAGGAUGUCAUUGAAGUGUAUCGAUUACAGGCUCCAGUGUGGGAAUUCAAAUAUGGUGACCUACUUGGACAUUUGAAAAUUAUGCAUGAUGCUGUGGGUUUCAGGAGCUCUCUAACUGGCAAAAACUACACAAUGGAGUGGUAUGAACUCUUCCAGCUUGGGAACUGCACAUUUCCACAUCUCCGGCCUGGCAUGGAUGCACCAUUUUGGUGUAACCAGGGAGCUGCCUGCUUUUAUGAAGGAAUAGACGAUGCACACUGGAAGGAAAAUGGAACUUUGGUUCUCGUGACCACAGUAUCAGGAACCAUGUUUAAUGAAAUGGCAAAAUGGGUGAAAUAUGACAAUGAGACUGGCAUUUAUUAUGAGACCUGGACAGUUCAAGCAAGUCCUGACAAACAAUCAGUAGUAUGGUUUGACUCUUACGAAUGCUCUAAAUUUAUACUGAGAACAUACCAGAAGCUGGCUGACUUAGGAGCUGUAUUUAAUAAGAUACAAACAAACUAUACCAGCAUAAUUUUAUUCAGUGGUGAACCCAUUUAUUUGGGAAAUGAAACAUCUAUUUUUGGACCUCUAGGAAACAAGACAUUGGCUGCAGCUAUAAGAGACUUCUAUUAUCCAUUCAAACCUCAUCAGACAAUUAGAGAGUUCUUUGUGGAUCUCUUAAAAAUAAUUGAUCGUGUCAUCUUGGAUCAUCAGUUUUACCUCUUUUACAACUUGGAAUACUGGUUUUUACCUAUGAAAUCCCCUUAUCUCAAAAUAAUUUAUGAAGAAGUCCCUUUACCUAAUGGAAGCAAAACAUCCUUUGGUUUAUAAUUAAUUACUUACUUGAGACCAACCUUACCCAUUCACCAGGAUGUGCUUCAAAAUUUUGGAGCAUCACUGUGAUGUUAUUAAAAUGUUGUUUACUUCACUACUAGUUGUAAAAGUUGCUUUGGGAAGGCUUUGCUGGACCAGGUGAAAGAAUAUGACUUUUUUCUUGUCAGCUGCCAAAAGUCCCUGAAUGCUUGACAAUCUUUGACUUGGCCAGCCUCCAUGCAGCCACGGUCACUGGACAUCGGAGGGUCAUCUGAUGUGGCUACAACUCCUGACUGAGCACACCGGGAGGGUGAAGGAGAGGCAACCCACCUGCCCUGCUCUCAGGAGCUCUCUACAGCAAUGGCUUUAUGGGAACAGAUGGCUACUGAGAGCAAUGGGAUACAAGGACUCAAAGGACCUUUCGGUCUGACCAACUCAGCUGUCCAUGUGCAGGAGCUAACAAGCAUGAGUGCCUAGAUGUGCUCAGUUCCCUCAACAUGUGCCAUAGCUCUGUUUCUUUGGUCUGUUGAGUAGGACUGUGAACUGUUCUCCGAUUCAUAACAUAGCUGCUUGGCAGGGUGGAGAGGGGCAAGUGAAUUUAUUAGAAGAUGGUAUGAGUGUCACCUUGUCACCACUUUGCUUCCCUCAUCUGCAGUGUAAACUUAAUACAGACAGCUCUUCCUUCAA
Molecule: messenger RNA, 1936 nt
Organism: Dromaius novaehollandiae (emu)
Lineage: Eukaryota; Metazoa; Chordata; Aves; Casuariiformes; Dromaiidae
Gene: CLN5
Product: CLN5 intracellular trafficking protein
Exons: 4
Coding region: 251-1267 (338 amino acids)
Biological process (GO): lysosome organization
Cellular component (GO): lysosome; lysosomal membrane
Molecular function (GO): hydrolase activity, acting on glycosyl bonds
Source: RefSeq, a predicted model, not a curated record